Messenger RNA from Nannospalax galili (Upper Galilee mountains blind mole rat), 587 nucleotides. It is a transcript of the gene Rpl35, whose product is annotated as ribosomal protein L35. Gene Ontology annotation, cellular component: cytosolic large ribosomal subunit; ribosome. NCBI's taxonomy places the organism in Eukaryota, Metazoa, Chordata, Mammalia, Rodentia, Spalacidae. Bases 16 to 549 code for a protein of 177 amino acids. Gene Ontology annotation, biological process: translation; maturation of LSU-rRNA from tricistronic rRNA transcript (SSU-rRNA, 5.8S rRNA, LSU-rRNA). The transcript has 4 exons. The record is from RefSeq and is a predicted model, not a curated record. Gene Ontology annotation, molecular function: mRNA binding; structural constituent of ribosome.
GGAACCACAAGCACCAUGGCUCCGCUUCCUGCGGCGCGCGGAGGGGCGGGGCUCCCACAUCGUGAAGCCAUUGGCUGCGCCCGACGCUACCCGGCGGUCGUUGCGGCGGUCAGCUCCGCCCCUUCCUCUUUCUCUCGGACAGCGGCGGCAGCGGGGACAACAACGAGUAGUGCAGCCAUGGCUAAGAUUAAGGCUCGGGACCUUCGCGGCAAGAAGAAGGAGGAGCUGCUGAAACAGCUGGACGAUCUGAAGGUAGAGCUGUCCCAGCUGCGGGUCGCAAAAGUGACAGGCGGCGCCGCGUCCAAACUCUCCAAGAUCCGAGUUGUCCGAAAAUCUAUUGCCCGAGUUCUCACCGUCAUUAACCAGACCCAGAAAGAAAACCUCAGGAAAUUCUACAAGGGAAAGAAGUACAAGCCCCUGGACCUGAGGCCCAAGAAGACUAGAGCCAUGCGCCGCCGGCUCACCAAACAUGAGGAGAAGCUGAAGACCAAGAAGCAGCAGCGGAAGGAGCGAUUGUACCCACUGCGCAAGUACGCAGUCAAGGCCUGAGGUCACCGCAGUUUGCAAUAAAACAAAACUGGCUGUCA